UGUUGGCGGUGCUUGCCUGGUGGGCCGGGGCGGCCUUGCCGCUUCCCUGCGGCUGUAAUGAGAAAAUGCGUCACCUGGCGGUAAGCAGGUCUUGGGCCCGGUGCCGGGGAGGGCGGGCCCGCGCCUGCGCGGGGCUGCACACGUGGACGCGCCGGCGCCGAGCAGCGGGGCGGCUGCGGGGAGCCAUGGGGAAGAGCCGCGCGCGGCGGUUCCGCAAGAACCCAUUCGCCCCCGCCGGCUCCGAGCAGCGCUGCGAUGGGGAGGGCGGCCCCGAGGAAGAGCCCGCGGCGGUGGAGCUGCUGGAGAAGCUGCAGCAUCCAAGUGCUGAAGUGAGAGAGUAUGCCUGUGCCAGUAUUUCCAAGCUGUUGCAGCAGAAGCAUGUAAUCCCAGCCUUUCUGCAGAGAGAUGUGGUCAGGUGUUUAGGACCAUUGUUGAUGGAUCACAGUUUAGCUGUUCGUGAGACAGCUGCAGGUGCUCUCCGAAAUUUGAGUGCUUGUGGAGGAUUUGAAGUCUGUAAUGAUAUGGUGACAAAAGACAUCAUGACACCCCUUGUGGCACUUCUGAAAGAGUGUAGCACUGGACUAGAUGCUAACCAGCUCUCUCCAAAGAAAUGCAAAGAGAUGAAUAAAAAUCAUAUUGAAGACAUAGCCAAUGAGGCCAUUAAUUUGCUGUGGAAUGUAUGUGAAUGCAACAAUACUGCAGUAUCCAUUUUCAAUAAAGAAGGAUGCCUGGAGGCUGUGUUACACUACAUGAAAAAAUUUUCCACAAAUGUGGAUCUGGCUAUUUCAGUAGCAAACUGCUUGCAGGCAGUGACAGAAGAUAAUCCAGAUCUUCUUUCCUCAUUCAAUGCUUCUGCACAACAAGUAUUGGAGACCGUAAUGUUGAGUCCAGAGAGUACAAUGAAGCAUAUUCUUCUGAGAACACUGAUAGCAGGCACUAUCUGGAAUAUCAAGGAUACCAUUCCACCAGGCAGCCUGGGAAGCACGGUUAAUGCGAUCCUGAAGAUCUUUUCAGAAUCAUUAGCAAUAGAUGCUGGGGAAACAAUUAUUCAUAUGAAGGAAGCUGAAAAAAACAGGUUAAAACUUGCUGCGGAGGCAGAAACUGAGGAAGGUGUGAGUGAUGUUACAUAUGACUUUGUUUUGUGUGAAGAUGAUGACAUGGAAGAAAUACCAAAAGGAAAAGUCAGAAAAGAAAAUGACAUCUCAGACCUACUUCCAUCUGAUAAGUGGGAACUGAAAGAAGUGACAGCUUUACUGAUGGCUCAGCAGACUGCUCUGGAAAUUAUUGUUAAUAUGUGCUGCAGUGAAGAUCCCUCUGAUGAUGAAUGGGAAGAACUCUCCAGCAGUGAUGAAAGCGACUUGUUUAUGGAAAACUCAUACAAUGAGGGGGGAGGGCUGCUAAUGUCACCCCUGUGCCUCUCUGGUGAGGUUCACUCAGCGUUUCUGAAUAACCUCAUUCCAAAGAAGAUUCUUGAAAAAACUGCUUUUCCGAACAGUGUUGCUCUAGACAUCUGUAUGGACAAUCUGUCUUGGAAACCAUUAAUUAAAAAGCUGAAUGCAGUGCAAUGUAGAGCUUUAACAUGUCUUCAUAGCAUUUUGUUAGUGUCAGAUGUGGAUUGUCUUGGAGGAGCUUCAGCACUUCAGUCCCUUGCACAACAUCUCUCGCAGCUAGUGUUUUCUAAAACAGAACUCCCUACAGACACAGAAUUCCUGGAAGCCAUAACCAGUGCUUUGAGGGCUCUCCUACAAACAAUGGCAUCAAAGAACAUCUCCCAGUGUAUGACUCCUGAGCAGCUAUUGGCUUUAUGUGAAGCAGGUAUUCACUGCAGCAAUCCCAGUGUUAGAGUGAACGUAGUGAGCAUCCUUGGAAUUUCUGGCAGCGUCCUGGCAAAAGGACAAGAUACAGCUGAAACACUAAAGAUGAUUGGAAGAUUUCUUCUUGAGGUUGCCAUGAAGGAAUCUUCUCUUGUGGUAGCAGGGGAAGCCUUGGAUGCACUUUUUGAUGUAUUUGCAGAUGGUAAAGAAGCAGAAAAGGCAGCAGUACAGAUCAAGUUGCUUCCAGCACUGAAAGAAUUUCAGCCAGUGUUCAAAAUGAGGAUGCGAAAAGAAGGCAAAGGACAAUGUAGUACAGAUCAGCUGUGUGUUCUUGACAAUGUGAAGAUGAAUUUGAGAAGAUUCAUUGCGUAUCAGGAGACACUAGGGAAAACCCCAACUUGAAACAUCGAGGAACUUUAAACUAAGGUUUCCCUUACUGAAUAAUGUUUUCCAAAAAUAUAACUGUUUUGAACUUCUAAAAUUUAUUGAGCGGAGCAGUUUUGUUUUCAUGUUAAUACUGCAUUUUUUUAAUCUUCAGUAUUUUUAUACUUCUGGGUUGAUGCAAUAUGAAAGUCACAUCAGCGUAAAAAAAACAUAGCAUGCAUUGACAUUAAAUGUUAGCAGUGAUAAGAAUGUGCUCUUGCAGUCCUGAGGUCUGUACAUGGCACCACUGUUGUUGUUUAGAAAUCCUCACGUAUCCUGGCAGAAAACUGUAAUUGCAUGAAAAGGCAAUUUAGAAAAUAUUCUCGGUUAUGUGCCAGAUCAAGAAAAAAGUUUUAAAAACUCAGUAUUUUUCAGGGAAUUGAGCAGUGGCAGAAUGUUCGUAUUUGGUAUUUGCUCUUACCUGUUUCUAGAAUUGCACAGGCACUUAUGGCAAGCUUCCCAAGAGAAAGAAAAGUGUGUGACAAGCGUGUAGAGUACUGCCAGCACUUGGAUCUGUUACUUCAUGAGGUUCAUCAAAGAAAAAACUGUUUCAGAUUCACUUAUGAUAAAUUCAGUGCAAUAGCUUUUUGCUGUGGAAAUCAGUGUGAGAGGAUCCUAUGUUUAUAUGCAGCUCCUUGUUUUUACUUUAUUUUGAUUGGUAUUUCUGAAAAUCAAGUCUUCUGAUCUACUUUCUUCCCUGUAAUUCUGCAUAAGAAUGAAUUUGAAUUCAGGGAAGCAGUAAGCCUAAUAAGUAUCUUUUUAUACUGAGGUAUUAUCUAAAGUAACUUUAUAAUUGCUUAAAAUAUCUUUUUCAAUUAUUUGUGAUAGAGAUUUUUAAGAUGUAAAAUACAGAAACUAUUUUCAAAAGUCACUGAUUCAUGAAGAUUGUAUGUAAGCUUCUGUAUGUCCAAAACUUUGGUUUUAUUUCUGUGAAUGAGAUCCUCUUAUACACUUUUUUUAAAAGGAAGAAAAAUCACAAUCAAACAAAAGCAUUUUGUUAUGCUGAUUUUUGAAAUGGGAGUUUUUCCCUUCCCUCUUCUCUUAACAUGCUGCCUUAGCAUAGGCACCUAGUUUUUGGGCAAAAUUUUGCCCAUGGUGUUAGGCAUGGAACUACAAAGACCAAAUUUGCUCUGUUUGUUAGAUUUCAGUCUUAGAUUGGAAAGCAGGCUCAGGAACUGACUGGGUAACUUGCAAAUGACAGACUUGAUGAAAUCCUGAAAUAGUAUUUAGUCAAAUGCAAAAGAAAGUGAAAAAUUAGUUUAAGCAGCUAUGCUGCCUCAAAGUCCUGUUACUGCUAUUACUUUAGAGGAUUUGGAUGAAAUGUAUGAUGUGAUGCAAUACCUGCUGAUGAAAUGAGUGAGCGAGCGUGGGAUCAGGAGGGCUCAAGGGCCAUUGAGCCUGGUCCAGGAUAAGUCCUAAGGAGCACAGAGCAGCUAAAGGGUUAUCCUGGGAUUUGGCAGGGGCAGGCUGUGAAGAGGGCUGGAGUGUAACAGCUGAGGAAAGAGUAGCUAGGAGGAUUACAGCAUACGAAUGCAGAGUGAGUGCAUUUUAAUCCCAAUGCUAGUUAUACUUGCUGUACACUGAAGAUAGUAUAAUAUUAGUGUGAUAAAAGGCAUUAAUGUUUGUUUGGAGCACUUAAAAGGACAUUCAUGCAGUUCUGCUGUCAUUUUCUGGGUGCUACAUUGGAGUACAGGAUGAUCUAGGUUGGAAAGGAUCUCUGGAGGUCCCUUAGUCCAGUCCCCUGCUUAAAGCAGGAUUUACUCUGGAAUCAGGUUGUGCUAGGCCUUGAGCAUCUCCAAGGAUGGAAAUCCCACAACUCUGGACAGCCUUUUCCAGUGCUUGACUGCCCUUGCUGUGAAAACUUUAUUUUUUUAACUUUUCCCCUUGUACAUAGCAGGACUUCACCCUGCUGCAAAAUGUGUCCCUUGUCCUUUGAAUGCACACCACCAAAGAAAGUCUGCUUCCAUCUCUUAUAACCCCCAUUUGGUAGUUGAAAACAACAAUUAUAUCCCCUCUUCUCCAGGACAAAUAAUCCCAGUGCCUUCAGCCCAUCCUUGUACUUCGUGUGCUCAAGUCCUCUAACCAUCUUGGUGGCUUUCUGCUUGACCUGCCCUACCUAUGUCUUAUACUGGGGGGCCCAAAACUGGACACAGUAUUCUAGAUGUGAUCUCAUGAGUGCUGAAUUGAGAGAAGUAAUUGGUUUUCUUGACCUCCUGGCCAUGCUUCUGCUAAUGCAGCCUGUUAUUUAUUAUCCUUCAUCACUGCAAGGGUGCACUGCUAACUUCAACUUAUUGUCUACCAGGACCUUUAGGCCCUUCCCUACAAAGCUGCUUUUUGGUCAUUAAGUCUAGAGCCUGCUCUGGUUUAUGGGAUUACUUUGUCCCAAGUGUAGGACUUUGCAUUUUUUAUCAAGUAUAGCAGUCAAAAUCUGGUACCUGGUGACUGUUAGAACAAUUAAGUGUGUUAUUUUGUUUAGGGAUAUUUUUUAGGUUAUUAAUGAGAAUGAACAUUUCACAUUGAAAUAUGAAUCUGAAAGUUGCAGAUAAAUAUAUAGAAGAUAGUGCAUCCACUAGAAAAACUAGUUUUCAUAAUAUAAUCUAUCAAUCCUUCAAGUGAAAAGACAGACUGUCAUUUAGAUCUUGAACUAUUUCAGCAGUAGGAAUGCAUGGAUUUUUUUUUUUGCUAUGCACAAAUCAGUUGAAUGCCUUAAAAAAAAAAAAAUCACUUGUGUCAUAGUAAGACAGGUGCAUAGUAUGAACCGUAUCACUUGCGGAAGUAUGUGAUUUUUAGUGCUUGAAGUAUUUGCUUCUGUCUUCCAGUUCACAUGCUACUUCUAGCUCAUAUCUGAAAGAGAAAUAAGGACAUGCAGAGGCAUUUUGGUUUCUUGUGAGUUUGUAUUAAAAUUCUAACACACAAAAAUGGAAAUAAUCCCUUCACCUUUGUUGGAGACUGGAGUGUUUCAGUGGGUCUGUUUGGCUGAGGAGAGCAUGAAGCACUGACAAGCUGGUGGCCCUGUCUCCAGCUGACCAGAUGUGUCUGGGUUGAUUGAGGGGUAAGCUAUAGCUCUUGGGAGGUGUUUUUGUUGUUUUGUUCACCUCAUCACUAAUAUUAAUGAAGCUUUUAUACGUGAUUUCCUAAUAUCCCAUGUUGUAAGAUCUUUGCCAAAGUCUAUUGCCCUUACUGGUGGCCCAUAGCAAAAUGAAGCCCUGAUCUUCCUUUAGGGUUUCUAUGAUAUUAUAGUUGUCUAAUAAUAAUAAUUAGCCAACUGCAUAUUUUGAUGUCCAUACUUUUAUUUCUCUGAAUGAGAAAAUCUUAUUCUAUCACCUGCCUAGCUACCAGUUUAGUGUAACUUGGUGUCCAAUGGAGGGCUUGUGACUGAAUGAGAGGAAUAAAUUUGUGUUAAUUUAGAGAACACGUUCUCCUUGUAAGGGGCAAGAUAGAAGUUAAUAGAAAAGCAUGGAAGACUUUUGAAGACUUGUCUGUGGAAGACAAGGCAAGUUAUCAGUGAUUUAAAGAAGUGUCCUGGGGCCUAAAACCAGAAAGAUCUAUAAGUACAGAAGAGCUCAGCAGUAAGAUUGGGACUGUAAAACUUGUUCUGACCCAGUUAAGGAAAAUUAAUGCAGCAGCAGAAGUGAUGAUGUGGUGCAACUUAAAUGUUUUGGGGGCUCUUUUGGCACUGAUUUAUUUAAAUAGGUAUAGGGUAAGCUUAAGACGAAGACAGGAUCCUUGAUAGCCUACAACGGCAAAGCUAGAUCUUGAAGAUGCUUUGCGGGUGGCAGAAAUUGGACUGAUCUAGACAGUGUGCAGCAUAAGUAAAUAGAUGCUAAAUAGAUGUAAGUGAUCUUCAUCAGUUCAUGUAAUCUCACAGAUAAGACUGAUAUCAAAACAGGUAUCUGAAUUUGUUUGCUUAUCCUGGUCCCCAAGGCAUCAUCUGUGCUUCACCUAAAAUCCUUUGGAAGUGUGGAUUGCUUCUUUGUCUCCCUGUCUGACACCUAGCACAACAGAAUCUGGCUGUGGGUUGACAUUUUAUACCAAAAUAGGUGGUGAAUUUAAGUUGGCUAUGGUAUUGAGUAAAGAGGGCUGUGUGCUCCCCACCCUGUUCAGAAGCAGGACUGGUGGCAGUUGCUGCUGCUUUGGCCUCUCUGCAGUCUGCAAAAUGUUGAAUCCUCAGCUGUGUAGAUAAGGAGUUAUCAUUGCUAUGUGGUUUUAUUUUUGCUCUCUAUGAAAAGAAACAAGUGGCAAAAUAUAAAUAAGCAUUUGUUGUGAAAUACUUAUUGUAUUUGAAUGUCAAGAAGCCUUGACAUUCAGAAGAUGGCUUUAUACCACGUUAUAGUCAACAGUUAACUAUUUCGGGUUUGUGGUGUGUGGUGAAGGUACCUUUUUGUACAGUAUGGGUCUUUUUAAAGAUUGUCAUCUUAGAGGAACAAGAAUAACUUUAACCAGUACUACUUGGCUUGGUUUUACGUUUGUAUUUUGAGACAAAAUGUAAAAAAACCAAAAGAGCACAGUAAAAUUACAAAAAGAGAACUGUGUCAGAGAACAAAGUCAUUUAAAAUCCUUUUGUAGUUAAGUAUUAUAAAUGAAAUGUGUAUCUCCUGGAAUAUUAACAUAAAACAACCAAUCAAAAAUGUGCAUAAACUCAAGUUCUGUUUCCUUAGUAAUUUUCAGUAAAAAGCAUUACCAGGGGAUUGGAUAGAAACAUCUAGACUUACUUUUACUGUUGCAAAUUCAAACUCAGGCAACGGUAGAGGUAAUUGAAAAUAAUGUAACUGUUCAUUCUAGCACAGAUGAAUUGAGCAAACAACCUAAAUGUAGUUUGUGGUGGACAUACUGUUAAGAUAUAUAAUAUUAAGAUAAUUGGCAAAACCUGAACACUGACAGUUACGGCAGAUUAAGAAGCAUGAAGUUUUUCCGCAACGGCUGAAACAUGGUGAGCUGCCUUGUUUGAAGAAGCUUUUACUUGACUGGUGGGUGGUUUUUUGUCUAAAUUCCAAAUAAAUUCAAACUGUUAACUUUUGCA
This is a messenger RNA of Phalacrocorax carbo (great cormorant), 7257 nucleotides long. The record is from RefSeq and is a predicted model, not a curated record. NCBI's taxonomy places the organism in Eukaryota, Metazoa, Chordata, Aves, Suliformes, Phalacrocoracidae.